Messenger RNA from Exophiala spinifera, 783 nucleotides. RefSeq lists its product as uncharacterized. Gene Ontology annotation, cellular component: cytosol. The record is from RefSeq and is a predicted model, not a curated record. NCBI's taxonomy places the organism in Eukaryota, Fungi, Ascomycota, Eurotiomycetes, Chaetothyriales, Herpotrichiellaceae. Gene Ontology annotation, molecular function: FMN binding; oxidoreductase activity. The transcript has a single exon. The coding region runs from base 1 to 783 and encodes 260 amino acids.
AUGUCGGCCAACGUCAAUCCACCAGCAAUCGAGAAUGAGUUGACCAGAGCCAUGGAUGCAGCUUUGAGGCCGCAAACAACACACAAGAUCGGUGUCAUCGUCUGUAGUCAACGCAAGCCACGAGCAGGUCUUCAGAUCGGCACCUUUGUCCUGGAGACACUCCAACAUUUUCAAAAGACUCAUCCAAGCCCUCGUCCCUAUGAGCUGAGCCUAAUCGAUCUCAACGACCACCCUCUGCCACUCUUCAAUGAACCUGACGUGCCUUCACGGAUCAAGUCGGCAUCAGACUACAAGUAUUCGCACACCCGUGCCUGGUCUGAACUUGUCUCUUCAUACAAUGCCUUCGUCUUUGUCACUCCCCAAUACAACUGGGGCUAUCCUGCUAGUAUCAAGAAUGCCAUUGACUACCUCUUCAACGAGUGGAGGGGCAAGCCGGCAAUGGUAGUUUCCUAUGGCGGUCAUGGUGGAGGCAAGGCUGCAUUACAGUUGCUGCAAGUCUUGGAGGGGGUGAACAUGAAGGUCACCAAGGACUUUGUGGCUCUCCAGUUCCCCGACAGAGCCUUUCUUUACAAAGCGGCGCACGGCGAAAAUCUCAACCUGAAUGUGGUACCAGAAGAGGCAGAUGGUCAGGGAGUUAUUGAGACGGAGGAUCCACAGGCGAUACUCGAUGGUGUCGAUGCGACGGAUGAAGCUGCGAGGAAGGCAAAGGAGCCUCUGUGGGCAAAGGAAAGUAGAGAGCUCUGUAGCCAGUUCUGGGAGUUGGUCUCGGUCUUGAAUGGCUAA